UUCCCGCCGCAGGCGCGGUGGCCGUGGCCGAGUUCGUGGCCGAGAGCUCCCGGCUGCUGCGCCUGGACCUGCGCGAGAACGACAUCAAGACCGGGGGGCUGAUGGCGCUGUCGCUCGCCCUGCGCGUCAACCACUCCCUGCUGCGCCUCGACCUCGACCGCGAGCCCAAGAAGGAGGCGGUGAAGAGUUUCCUGGAGACGCAGAAGGCGCUGCUGGCCGAGAUCCAGAACGGCUGCAAGCGGAAUUUCGUCCUGGCCCGGGAAAAGGAGGAGAAGGAGCAGCAGCUCCGGCUCUCGGCCUCCAUGCCGGAAAUCCCCGGGAACGAGGAUCCCGAGGACGACCCCGGAAUUCCCGGAAUUCCCGGGGGAGCCUCCCCGGAGGAGAACGGGAACGCGGCCCCGGGCGGAGAUUCCAGCUCGGACACGGAGGAGGAGGAGGAGGAGGAGGAGGAGGGGAAGGACUCGAGGGAGGUGCUGGAAUCCUGCGGGAAUUCCGGGAAUUCCGGGAACGCCGAGCGCAGGAUUUCCGUCUCCAGCCCCGGCAGGGGGAGGAAGAUUUUCGUGGUGACGCGCGUGGAAAACGUUCCCGAGGGAUCCGGGAUCAUUCCCGAGGGAUCUGGGAUCAUUCCUGAGGGAUCCGGAGCCGUUCCCGAGGGAUCCGGAGCCGUUCCCGAGGGAUCCGGGGCCGUUCCCGAGGGAUCCGGAGCCGUUCCCGAUGGAUCCGGGGCCGUUCCCGAGGGAUCCGGGAUCGUUCCCGAGGGAUCUGGGAUCAUUCCCGAUGGAUCUGGAGCCGUUCCCGAGGGAUCCGGAGCCGUUCCCGAGGGAUCCGGGAUCGUUCCCGAUGGAUCUGGAGCCGUUCCCAAGGGAUCUGGGGCUGUUCCCGAGGGAUCCGGGGCCGUUCCCGAGGGAUCCGGGGCCGUUCCCGAGGGAUCCGGGAUCGUUCCCGAGGGAUCUGGGAUCAUUCCCGGGGGAUCUGGGAUCAUUCCCGAUGGAUCCGGAGCCGUUCCCGAUGGAUCUGGAGCCGUUCCCGAUGGAUCCGGGGCCGUUCCCGAGGGAUCCGGGGCCGUUCCCGAGGGAUCCGGGAUCGUUCCUGAUGGAUCUGGAGCCGUUCCUGAUGGAUCCAGGGCCAUUCCUGAGGGAUCCGGAGCUGUUCCUGAUGGAUCUGGGAUCAUUCCCGGGGGAUCUGGGAUUGUUCCCGAGGGAUCCGGAGCUGUUCCCGAUGGAUCUGGGAUCAUUCCCGUGGGAUCUGAGACUGUUCCUGAAGGAUCUGAGGCUGUUCCUGAUGGAUCCGGGGCCGUUCCCGAGGGAUCCGCAGCUGUUCCCGAGGAAUCUGAGACUGUUCCCGAUGGAUUUGGGACAAUUUCUGAUGGAUCCGGAUCCAUUCCCAACGGAUCCGGCGCCGUUCCUGACGGACUUGGGGCCGUUCCCGAUGGACCCGGAUCCGUUCCCGAUGGAUCCGGAUCCAUUCCUGACAGAUUUGGGGCCGUUCCCGACGGAUCCGGAUCCAUUCCCGAGGGAUUUGGGGCCGUUCCCGACGGAUCCGGAUCCAUUCCCGACGGAUCUGGGGCCGUUCCCGAGGGAUUUGGGGCCGUUCCCGAUGGAUCCAACGCCGUUCCCGAGGGAUUUGGGGCCAUUCCCGACGGAUCCAGCGCCGUUCCCGAGGGAUUUGGGGCCGUUCCCGAGGGAUCCAACGCCGUUCCCGAGGGAUUUGGGGCCGUUCCCGAUGGAUCCGGAUCCAUUCCCGAGGGAUUUGGGGCCGUUCCCGAAGGAUCUGGGGCCGUUCCCGAUGGACCUGGAUCCAUUCCCGACGGAUUUGGGGCCAUUCCCGACGGAUCCGGCACCGUUCCCGAUGGAUCUGGAUCCAUUCCUGAUGGAUCCAGCGCCGUUCCCGACGGAUUUGGGGCCGUUCCCGAGGGAUCCGGCGCCGUUCCCGAUGGAUUUGGGGCCGUUCCCGAUGGAUUUGGGGCCGUUCCCGACAGAUCCGGCGCCGUUCCCGAGGGAUUUGGGGCCGUUCCCGAGGGAUCCGGCGCCGUUCCCGAGCUCCCGCGCGCGGCUCCGGCCCCGGUUCCCGAACUGUCGCGGGCUCAGGGCGGAUCCGCGGGAAUUCCCUGCGGGAGCCCUUCCCGGGAUUCGCCGCUUCCCAACGGGCUCAAGGCGGAUUUCGCCCGGGCGCUGCCGGAGCCGGGCCCGGAGGGCGACGGGAAAUCGGGAAUGGGCGAGCACGAGCUGAGCUGCUCCCGGAACGAGCAGGAGCUGCAGGAGCUGCUCCUGGAGGCCAGCCUGGACACGGCUCCGGAGCCGCUCUGAGCGCAGGUUCUGGAAAAGGGGGAGGCUCCGGAGCUUUUCCUCUCUUCCCGCUUCCGCACAAGAUUCCAACCAAACUUCGGGAUUUUUCGGGAUUUUUCUUGGAAAAGAAAAACGGACGGAAAACGCAAAACGAAAAAAAAAAAAA
Messenger RNA from Cyanistes caeruleus (blue tit), 2451 nucleotides. Lineage: Eukaryota; Metazoa; Chordata; Aves; Passeriformes; Paridae. The record is from RefSeq and is a predicted model, not a curated record.